Messenger RNA from Arvicola amphibius (Eurasian water vole), 1618 nucleotides. RefSeq names its product insulin like growth factor 1 (gene Igf1). The record is from RefSeq and is a predicted model, not a curated record. Bases 74 to 655 code for a protein of 193 amino acids. Lineage: Eukaryota; Metazoa; Chordata; Mammalia; Rodentia; Cricetidae. Gene Ontology annotation, molecular function: growth factor activity; hormone activity. The transcript has 6 exons. Gene Ontology annotation, cellular component: extracellular region.
ACGUGUACCUUUGUGCCCUGUGGAAAGUUAAUCUGAGAACAGACCCUAUUCUCUACGGCAGCAUCAGUAUUUAAUGUCUGCUAACCCUGUCAGUAACACACAUUCUUUUAAGGGGAGAGAAAAAAUGCUUCUGUGCUCCAGUUUUGAAAAGCAAAGACUUUGCACUUCAGAAGCGAUGGGAAAAGUCACCGGUCUUCCUGCUCAAUUAUUUAAGUGCUGCUUCUGUGAUUUCUUGAAGAUAAAGAUGCACACCAUGUCGUCUUCCCAUCUCUUCUACCUGGCCCUCUGCUUGCUCACCUUCACCAGCUCUGCCACAGCUGGACCGGAGACCCUCUGUGGGGCCGAACUGGUGGACGCUCUUCAGUUCGUGUGUGGACCAAGGGGCUUUUACUUCAACAAGCCCACAGGCUAUGGCUCCAGCAUUCGGAGGGCGCCUCAGACAGGCAUCGUGGAUGAGUGCUGCUUCCGGAGCUGUGAUCUGAGAAGGCUGGAGAUGUACUGUGCGCCCCUCAAGCCUACGAAAUCAGCCCGCUCUAUCCGUGCCCAGCGCCACACUGACAUGCCCAAGACUCAGAAGUCCCAGGCCCUAUCCACGAACAAGAAAAUGAAGCCACAAAGGAGAAGGAGAGGAAGUACAUUUGAAGAACGCAAGUAGAGGGAGUGCGGGGAACAAGAACUACAGGAUGUAGGAAGAGCCUCCCAAGAAGCAGAAAAUGACAUGUCACCGGCAGGAUCCUUUGAUCUGCAUGAACCGCCUGCAAAACGUUGGAAAAACCUACCAAACAAUAAUACGUUCAAUAACAUUUCAAAGAUGGGCAUUUUACCCCCCGUGAAAUAUACACAUAAACAUUCCAACAUUGUCUUUAGGAGUAUUUGUUAAAAAACAAAAACAAAAAAAAAAAAACUUUGCACCUUGCAAAAAUGGUCCUAGAGUGGGUAGAUUGCUGUUGAUCCUUUAUCAAUAACGUUCUAUAGAGAAAAAAAUAUAUAUAUAUAUAUAAUUAUAUCUCCUAGUCCCUGCCUCUCAAGAGCCGGAAAUGCAUGGGUGUUGUAUAGAUCCAGUUGCACUAAAUUCCUCUCUGAAUCGUGGCUGCUGGAACCACUCGUUCGGCAGCUGUGUAGAAGUGGUUCAUGAAUUACUCUCCUUAUUUUCACUUCCCCUACAUAGCUCAAGCUGCCUGCUUUACAGAGUCCAAUAAUCUUGUCUGUCCAUCCCCAUUAGCCCUGCCCUGUCCCUGACAUAUGGAUUUGUUAAAUUUGGCCUCCUCAAAAGCAAUAGCAAGUUAAGUAGUCAACCGGCCCACCAAGUUUUAACCCACCCGAUUCCAUCCGUGGCAUUUGUACCAAAUAUAAGUUGGAUGCGUUUAUUUUAGACACAAAGCUUUAUUUUUCCACAUCGAGUUACGGCAAAAGAAAUAGAAUGACGGUAAUUGCAGCGUUGAGGCCAAUCAGUUUUAGGUGUGUGUUUGGAACACAGGACGUCUCUUCCGCUCUCGAUGGUUCCUUCAAAUGAUAAGUUAGUCUGUAACCUAAUUAGCAAUUUCUCUUUUUAUUUUUUUUCCAUAUAGAGCACUAUGUAAAUUUAGCAUAUCAAUAAUACAGGAUCUAUCAAACAGUA